This is a messenger RNA of Pyrus x bretschneideri (Chinese white pear), 889 nucleotides long. RefSeq lists its product as uncharacterized. NCBI's taxonomy places the organism in Eukaryota, Viridiplantae, Streptophyta, Magnoliopsida, Rosales, Rosaceae. The coding region runs from base 138 to 638 and encodes 166 amino acids. The record is from RefSeq and is a predicted model, not a curated record. The transcript has 5 exons.
ACCCAAACAAAAGGCACAGGAAAAUAUAUUUUAAAGUUUUUUCGGAUACAAAAUUAGUCGGAGUCGUACCGUCCUCUUCCCGAUCUGAAUCGUAGCUGUGAUAUCAGUCGCAUCAACCACCGCCGGCGGAGGAGAAAAUGGUGAAACAAAGAGGAGAAGAGUUGACCGAGGACGAAAAGAAGGCCUUAAGAGGCAGCAAAUUCGCGCCUCUCCCAUCCUUGCCCCCUCCUCGUUGCCAACCCAGGUUGUCUCAUCCUGGAGGUCCGUUGACAACGAACAAAGCGGCGGCGUUGGCGAAAUUUCUCGAGAGAAAGCUACAGAAUCCCGAUGGAUUGGACUCCAUCAAUCCGCAUCUUCUCGAACGCGCUGUUCAGAACGCUAAACGCACCGUUUUUGCAAGUGGCGCAUCGAAUUCUGGAAUCCGAAUACGGCAUGUUGACUCCUUUGAUGACUCUGAGACUGAGGACCCUCGACAGGAAGAAAAUGUGGAGAAUUCAGAGCCCAAGAAGGUGAAGAAAAAGAAUAAUAAUAAGAAGAAGAAGAUGAAAAGUGAGAAGAAAAAGAGACAACAAAAGGUUAUGGAAGACUCGGGGUGCGGUGUGGUAAAAAGGCCUAAAAAGAAGAAAGUAAAGUUGUGAUAGGGGGUGAAAUUAGGGUUCAACUUUUGUGCCUGCAAGUAGAGGCUUCAGAAGCAAAAGCUGGGUGGAAGCUGUGAAUUGUUCACUUUUGUACCAAAUGUAAGGGGCAUCAUUCUUUGAAUUCUACACUGAUUUUCUUCUCUCUUCUUACAUCACAAGUGUUCUGAUAUUUGUUUUGAUACGUCUUUUAAUUGUGAAAUCCAUUGAGCUCUAAGUACUUGCUACAGUAAUCGUAGGGAGAUUUUCUAUGA